Hermetia illucens (black soldier fly) is the source of this 4861-nucleotide messenger RNA. RefSeq names its product protein patched (gene ptc). Gene Ontology annotation, biological process: smoothened signaling pathway. The transcript is spliced from 7 exons. Gene Ontology annotation, cellular component: plasma membrane. Gene Ontology annotation, molecular function: hedgehog receptor activity; hedgehog family protein binding; smoothened binding. NCBI's taxonomy places the organism in Eukaryota, Metazoa, Arthropoda, Insecta, Diptera, Stratiomyidae. The record is from RefSeq and is a predicted model, not a curated record. The coding region runs from base 1 to 3759 and encodes 1252 amino acids.
AUGGUUGUACCGACAAUGGAUAAUUUACCACGUGUUCCAGACGCUCAUGGGGAUGUUAUCGACGAGAAGCUGUUUUCGGACCUGUAUAUACGAACUACUUGGGUGGACGCCCAAGUAGCCCUGGAUCAAAUCGAUAAGGGUAAAGCGAAAGGAAAUCGGACGGCAAUCUAUCUACGAUCAAUAUUCCAAUCACAUCUUCAAUCAUUAGGAUGUUCUGUACAAAAGCAUGCCGGCAAAGUAUUAUUUGUAGCUGUUUUGGUUUUAAGUACAUUUUGCGUAGGUCUUAAAAGUGCUCAAAUACACUCCAAAGUCAAUCAACUAUGGAUACAAGAGGGUGGACGAUUAGAAAAAGAAUUAAUUUAUACACAAAAAUCAAUCGGUGAAGUGGAAUCAUCGACACAUCAAUUAGUCAUACAAACAUCUCAUGAUCCGAAUGCAUCAGUUCUGCAUCCGCAGGCUUUACUGACGCAUCUAAAAGUACUGAAACAAGCGAUAUCUGUAACGAUACAAAAAGAUGAUUCAACGUGGAGUUUACGGGAUAUUUGUAAUAUUCCAACUAUUCCUAGUUUCGAAGAGCAUUUUAUCGAACAAAUUUUUGAUCAUAUUAUUCCGUGUUCAAUCAUGACACCACUCGAUUGCUUUUGGGAAGGCAGCAAACUUUUUGAGGAAGACUCGCCGGCACACAUACCUGGCCUAAACGAAAGAGUGAAAUGGACUUCCUUAAACCCAGUUCGCAUCGUACAACUUAUGAAAGAAAAAUUCAAAGAUCAGUUUCCAUUUGACAUAGUGGAACAAUACAUGAAACGUGCCGCCAUAACAACAGGCUACACUGAAAAGCCUUGUCUCAAUACAUCUGAUCCUUUAUGUCCAGAUACUGCGCCAAACAAGAACAGUACCCAACCUCCAGAUGUUGGUGCCAUACUAACAGGUGGCUGCUAUGGAUACGCAGCGAAAUACAUGCACUGGCCUGAGGAGCUGAUAGUGGGAGGUGUUGUAAGAAAUCGAACGGGCCACCUGAAAAAAGCCAAGGGUCUACAAACUGUUGUUCAACUGAUGACUGAAAAGGAGCUCUUCGACUCCUGGUCCGAUCAGUACAAAGUGCAUCACAUCAGUUGGACCCAAGAGAAGGCUGCUGAGAUUUUGAAUGAGUGGCAGAAAGCAUUCUCGAAUAAAGUGAAAUCUUUACUAAGCUCAUCGGAAUACAACGCAUAUGACAUUUUCAUAUUCUCUUCAGCGUCUUUGGAUGAUAUUCUAGAGAAAUUUUCGAACCCAAGUCCAAAGAGCAUAAUUAUCGGAAUCGGUGUAACUGCCAUUUACACGUAUAUAACGCUCCUUCGCUGGGGAGAUCCAAUCAAGGGACAGAGCAGCGUGGGAAUAGCAGGGGUACUACUAAUAGGCAUGUCAACUGCAGCCGGUCUAGGACUUUGUGCAUUGCUUGGAAUUGUUUUCAAUGCCGCCUCCACUCAAGUGGUCCCAUUCCUAGCUAUGGGGUUGGGUGUUGACCAUAUUUUCAUGUUAACUGCGGCUUAUGCAGAAAGUGACUCUUCGGAGAGAAUCAGAAAUAUUUUGAUGAAAGUUGGGCCGAGUAUCCUGUUCAGCGCUGCCACUACUGCAGGCUCCUUUUUUGCUGCAAUAUUCAUUCCUGUACCUGCUUUGAAAGUAUUUUGCAUCCAAGCGGCGGUUGUGGUAUGCUUCAAUUUAGCAGCGACUCUGUUCGUGUUUCCGGCUAUGAUAUCCUUGGAUCUAAGAAGGAGGUCUGCAGGACGUGCAGAUAUUCUGUGCUGUUGCUUUCCAAUCUACAAAGAGAAGUCAAACCUUAAUAACACGAUCCCAUGCAAUCGAGUUGGCAACAAUCUUCCCAAAGAAUCGGUGAACAACACACGACAAAAGGAGAAUCUCCUGACAGGCAACGAAUCAAAACGAAGUCCUGUUUCGAUAUCUCGUUUCACCUUCAAAUACUACGCUCAAUUUCUAAUGAAUGGAACGGUUAAAUUUUUCACGAUAAUUAUAUUCGGAGGUGCGAUUAUCUUCAGCUUUUUAACAUCGGCACAGCUACAGGACGGCCUGGAUCUAAUAGACUUAGUUCCAAAGGAUACCAAUGAAUACAAAUUUUUGAACGCUCAGAGCACCAUGUUCGGAUUCUACAACAUGUUUGCAGUAACGCAAGGAAAUUUUGAGUAUCCAAACAACCAAAAACUGAUCUAUGAAUAUCAUGAAGCAUUUGUACGAGUACCGCAUGUAAUAAAGAACGACAACGGUGGAUUACCAGAGUUUUGGUUGAGCCUAUUCCGAGACUGGCUAAUCAAUUUACAGACAAUUUUCGAUCGAGAAUACAAAGAUGACCGACUCAAUCAGGAAGGAUGGUUCAAAAAUGCGAGCAGUGACGCGAUUUUAGCUUAUAAACUUUUAGUGCAGACUGGCUACGUAGAUAAUCCAGUUGAUAAAAGUUUAAUAACGCAUAAUCGAUUAGUUAAUGAUGAUGGCAUCAUAAACCCGAAAGCAUUCUAUAAUUAUUUGUCGGCGUGGGCAUCCAAUGAUGUCUUUGCUUAUGGAGCGUCACAGGGCAAACUACGACCGGAACCACGGCAAUGGUACCAUGUACCGGCAGAAUACGAUUUGAAAAUUCCAAAAAGUCUACCGCUCGUAUAUACCCAACUACCCUUCUAUUUACACGGACUAACAGACACUACAGGCAUCAAAUCCCUAAUAGGACACAUUCGGGAUCUAAGUAUGAAGUUUGAAAUGAAAGGAUUGCCGAAUUAUCCUUCAGGAAUACCCUUUAUAUUCUGGGAACAAUACAUGACGCUGCGAUCAUCCUUGGCGUUAAUUUUGAGCGCUUGCAUCUUUGGAGCAUUUGUCCUAGUUUUCAUAUUGUUGCUUUCAUUAUGGGCAGCUAUCUUGGUUGUCCUCAACGUGUUAAUGUCGUUAAUACAAAUAUUUGGGGUAAUGGCUUUACUAGGCAUGAAGUUAUCAGCAAUUCCAGCCGUUAUACUGAUAUUGAGUGUAGGAUUGCUUGUCUGCAUCACAGUAAAUAUCGCAUUGGGUUUUAUGACGUCACUUGGAAGCAGGGAGAGGCGAGUAGCAUUGGCGCUUCAAAUAUCAAUGGGACCGCUCGUUCAUGGACUGCUUACAUUGACUCUUGCAGUAUUAAUUUUAUCUACCUCACCAUUCGAAUUCAUAGUUCGCCAUUUCUUCCACCUACUGCUAGCUGUGUUAGGAAUUGGAGCACUAAAUGGUCUAGUUCUGUUUCCUAUUAUUCUGAGCUUAGUUGGCCCAGAAGCAGAACUGAUACCACUGGAACAUGAAAAUCGCAUUUCAACCCCAUCACCGAUUCCACAUCGCAAUCGACGUGCCAAUAAAACAAUCAUCGUCAAUGGAAGGAGUUCACGUUGUGGCAAAUCUUCACAUAGUCAUAGUAAGAAUGUCAAUGUUAACAACGAGCCAUCACUAACGACAAUCACCGAAGAACCACAAUCAUGGAAGUCAUCGUCCUCAUCGAUUACCUCGAAUUUCGAUAAACCACAGAAUCAUCAUCACCAAAAUCACCAUCAUUAUCAACCGUCAUCGUCGAACAGCAGUAAUGGUGGAGGAGGGGGAGGAGUUGAGCUGCAAAGUAUCGUGGUACAACCUGAGGUCACAGUGGAAACCCAUCAAGUGGGCACGGACGCGAAUACCACAAAGGUCACAGCAACGGCGAAUAUUAAAGUCGAACUAGUUACGCCAGGACGAGCGCGAGCGAAUUACACCUAUUCAAGCUAGCGUUGACAAGAUAGAUAUUUUAAGUGAAUUCAUGUAAAUUAGAUAUUUAUUUAUAUCGUAGAAUUUUCACAUUCGAAGCCUGAUUUAGCCCAAAGUGUGCAUGCUCUUAUAAAAAUUAAUCAUACAUUUUUGCUCCUAUUUAACUGUAAAAAUAAGUUACAAAACCGGCCCCUGACCGAAUGUAGAAUCCUAUUCACUGAGAGCCGAUACAUAUAAUUCAUCACUUGAAAAGAUACAAUUCCCACCAGUAUAAAUUCGCCAAAGAAGCAGAUACGUUUCCUGUUACUCCCAGUUUCUAUCCAUUUACAAACGUCUUUCCGAUUAAUAUGAAGCAAUCCUUUUCAUAGUUUCAGUGCUGGCUUAAUGUCGGCACUCAUACGUAAUUUCAAAACUCAUUGCCUUGUAUCACACAUCUUGGGGCCGCUCCAAAAUUAUCCACACCAUCGAAUCACAGCCAUAUCAAUCCUCAACUUUUUCACUUUAACUCAUAGAAAGACUGAGCUUGGGUCAAAUUACUUUGCAUAUAAAACAAAGCUUAUCAGAUACAAACUGUUAUUUAUAAUAUUAUUUUUGUUUUUAUAUUAGAAUUCCAAUAGAAAUCGAAAACAAAGAAAAAAAUUUAGAUACGAGGUUAGACAAUUAAGUAAUGAAGCUCAUUCCAUAAAAACUUAUUCUACAACUCUGUCAUCUCCUUCAAAGUAGUCCCCUUGGACAGCUUUACAUGGAUUCCAGCGCGUUUUCCACUCUUCGUAACAUUUCUAGAACGAUUCGACUUGAAUUUCCGCAAGUACCCUCGUCACGGCUGCUGCGAUGUCCGUAUUUGACUCAAAAUGGAUUCCUUUGACAACCGAUUUUAUUCUAGGGAACAAAAAAAAGUCAGAGGGUGACAUAUCAUAUCGAUCAAGCAGCGUGGGAUCGUUUCCCACUUGUUCUAAACAGUCUUCCGCGAUGGUCAUUCGAUGCUGCUUUUGCUCCUCAGAAAGGUUCUUUGGAACCAUCUCCACUCCUGUGACAAGUUCUAAAAAGUCGCGGCGAGCGCCGGUGGCGUCAUCCAUCCGCUCGCAUUAACAACAUUCGAAAUAAAUUUCGCGGCGAGCAGUUC